AUGUCUACACAUUCAAGAAAUUCAAACGAUGAUUCUGAAAAGACUGUUGUUUUCACCACCAAUUCAAAUGAUGCUACUAUAGAUGAUGAAAAAAUAUUAUUACAAAAAAUUGAUAUAAGAAUCCUUCCUUUAGUUACGAUUCUUUAUACUCUCAGCUUCUUAGAUAGGGUUAAUAUUGGAAACGCAAAACUUGCCCAUUUGGAACGUGAUCUUAAUUUAACUGGCAAUGAAUAUAAUUGUUUAUUUUUUGCUGGUGCUACAAUUGCUGGUGCAUUUAAUGGUCUUUUGGCAUUUUCAAUCACAAAUUUAAAUGGUAAACUUGGUUUGCAUGGUUGGCAAUGGCUAUUCGUUAUUGAUGGAGUGGUGACAGUCAUAGUUGCAUUUUUCUCUUAUUUUUUAAUCACGGAUUACGCGGAAACUGCUACUUGGCUGACAGAAGACGAGCGAAAAUUGGCCGUUGAUCGAUUACGAUUUGAUGCGGGGCAUACCCAUACAACUCAUUUCGAUAAACAUCAGAUUAUCCAAGCUUUUAAAGAUUUGUAUCAAUUAUUGGAUAUGCGUUACUCAUUGGACCUAGCGAUAGUAUUGCUUGUAAUGAAAUACAUUGGUAUUUGUAUUGUCGGAUUGGGUAUAUUUGCUGGUGACUCAAAACGUGCCGUAGGAUGUGCGAUGAUGGUAGCUUGUGGAAAUAUAGGUGGUGUAUUGAGUGCACAAAUAUAUAAAUCUAGUGAUGCUCCAAAUUAUAUAACUGGUCACGCUGUUGCAUUAUCACUUUUGAUUUUUGCCGUAAUUUUAUCUAUACUUCAAUAUUUCUUAUUAAAUAGAAUUAAUAAAUGUAAACUUCAAAAUCCUGAAAAAUUUUUAAAAGGAUCUAAUGAAAAUGAUGCUACUCAUUUAGGAGAUUUACAUCCUUCAUUCAUUUAUAGCUUGUAG
Molecule: messenger RNA, 933 nt
Organism: Racocetra persica
Lineage: Eukaryota; Fungi; Glomeromycota; Glomeromycetes; Diversisporales; Gigasporaceae
Source: the annotation of a GenBank genome assembly